Diaporthe batatas is the source of this 1524-nucleotide messenger RNA. RefSeq lists its product as uncharacterized. NCBI's taxonomy places the organism in Eukaryota, Fungi, Ascomycota, Sordariomycetes, Diaporthales, Diaporthaceae. The transcript is spliced from 4 exons. The coding region runs from base 1 to 1524 and encodes 507 amino acids. Gene Ontology annotation, biological process: transmembrane transport. Gene Ontology annotation, molecular function: transmembrane transporter activity. The record is from RefSeq and is a predicted model, not a curated record.
AUGGACAAAGAAGAUGUAGAGGAAGGCCAUACUUCGGCCAAGCAACAUGUCUCGCACCUCGAAGACCAAGUCCCCAAAGCCUCUGGGGAGAUCGGCGCCUCGAAACUUGACACUCAUGGCCUCCCGCUGAGGCCUCAACCAUCAGACGAUCCUAAGGAUCCUCUCAACUGGCCUUCCAAACUCAAGCUCUGGGUGCUCUUCCAAGUCUCCUUCCUCGCCUUCCUCGGGCCGUUCACGCAGGCAGUGAUAAAUAGCGCCUUCGUCCCUGUCUCCAAAUCGUUCCACAUCUCCGUGACUACAGCUUCAUACUGCACAAACAUCGCCAUUCUCGGCGCCGGCGUCGCGCCCCUCUUCCUCGCGCCAAUAGCCAACAUCUACGGCCGCCGCCCCGUCUUCCUCGUUGUCACUGCCGUCGGCGUAGCCAGCCAUGCGGCAUCGGCUGCGGCGCAGACCUGGUCCGGCGUCCUGGUAGCUCGGUUCUUUGUCGGGGUUGGAACAUCAGCCGGGAUGGGAAUCGGCGCAGCUUGUGUGGCUGACAUGUUUUUCAUGCACGAGCGUGGGAGGUUCAUGGGGGUUUACACCGUCUUCAUCACGAACGGCGCACAUGUCGCUGGCAUGAUCGGCGGGCCGAUCGCCAAGUAUCUCGGCUGGAGGUGGUGCUUCUGGAUCCCUGCCAUAAUCCUUGGGUCAGCCUGGGUUCUGUUGCUCUUUGCCCUCCCGGAGACUUUAUAUCAUCGAAACACUUCCACCGGCGAGUCUCUGCAGAGCCCUGUCAGAUGGCUGGACCUCUUCAUAUUCAGGACUCACAAUGGCGCAGCCAGGAAAAAGCUGAAGCUCUGGGACUUCGCGCAUGUCUUCUUCAUGUUGCGAUAUCCGAGUGUGCUAUUGCCAGCACUAUACUACGCCAUCCACUUCGGGCUGGGCAGUGUACUGUUUGCGGUGACCGGUGCAGCGGCAUUCGGGAGCAUCUACCAUUUUGACACUGUCGGCAUCGGCUUGGCCAUCGGCCUAUCGACCUUCAUUGGCACCCUAAUCGGCGAGAUAUCAGCAGGCCCUGUAUCAGACCGACUUGUCUACCUGCACGCGAAGUCCCACAAUGGCGAUAUUAAUCCCGAAAGCCGGCUGUACGCGACAAUUCCUGGAGCCAUACUCAUUCCUAUCGGCGUUAUAAUCGAGGGUGUAUGUUUCCAGUUCAAGACGCACUAUAUGGGUCCUGUCAUGGGCAUUGCGACUGCGGCAGUCGGCCUGCAGAUAGUUACGACGAAUAUUUACGCGUACAUCACGGAUUGUUACAAACCGCAAUCAGCUGAGAUUUCCACCCUGCUCAACUUCGGCCGUCAAGUCUUCUCGUUCACUCUGGGGUUCUAUAUGAUACCAUUCGCGGAGAAGACGACCUUUGGCACUGCGUGGGCUGUCGUGGCCAUGUGCGGCCUGUCAUUGUACUCAGGGGUGGUGGUCCUCAUGUUCAGGGGGCGUAGGUGGCGUGAACACUUAGGAGAGCCGUCAUUUCACCGUGAACUCUAG